GUCCUCUCUGCAAUCAGCAUUGGACAGCAGCUGAGCUGAGUGCUCCGCCUCGCUUCAAUAAUCUUUAAAACCUGCUCGAAACCCACGAACACGCAUUCAUUUACCUGCUGCUAAUAGCCGAGAGAAGAUGUUCUGCAGACGGGCAUUGCAGAGAGUCGGGCCGCUGGCACGGAGGGCUUUCGCACCAACAUCCAGAAAUGCAGCUCCAGUGCGACACAUGGCCUUCGGGGUCCCCGGGGGCUCCAGCAACAUGGCAUACUUUGUCCUGUGUGGAGGAGGCCUCACUGCUGCAGUCGUCUAUGCCUACAAGACAGUCAAUGGUGGUGUUGAGGAAAAAGUCGUCAGCGUUGAAUCCACAGCAAUGGCUCCCUCGGCAGAGCCAGCAGCAGAAGUAACGGCCCCCGCUGCUGAGCCCGCCCCAGUGGAGGAGGCUCCAGCUGCAGAGGUGGUGGCAGAAGUCGUCACAGAAGCUGUCGCAGAGGUCGUCGCCGAGCCUGCUCCUGCAGAACCAGUGGCAGAGACCGCCGCAGAACCUGCCGUCGAGGCCGCACCUGAAGAAGCCCCCACUGCAGCCUCUGAGGUCGUCGCCGAGGUGGCAGCUGAGCCUGCAGCUGCAGAAGAAGCCGUGGCUCCUGUUGUGGCCGAGGCUCCUGUGGAAGUCGCCGCUGCUGAGGAGACGCCAGCAGAGGCCCCUGCUGCUGAGGCACCCGUAGAAGAAGCCCCCGCAGUAGAGGCCCCGGUAGCAGAAGAAGCUCCAGCAGCAGAGAGCACUGGUACGGCAGCAGUAGAUGAAGCCCCCGCUGAGGCAGAGACGGGCUCUGUGGCCCCCGAGGCUGAGGCCGCCCCUGCUGCAGAGUUGGCUACGGCAAUUACUUCCUGUCCUUCAGAGUCUUCCCCCGACCGGUUCUCAGCUGUGAAGGUCUGGGCCAGCUCUUCAGUGGAGAUCGCAGCGGCUUCUGUUGGGGAGACGCGUCUGGUGCAGGCUGUUCAGAAUAUAGAGGAGGACAUACAAAGCUUGGAAGCCACACUGGAGGAGGUGAAGCAAGAAGUCCUGGAGACAAUCCCAGAGGACAUAUCUGAAGAGGUAUCCGUUGUGGAGAAUGAGGAGGAGCUGAAGGCUGCAGAAGAUGCUGAAGCUCCUGCUGCUGAGGAGCUGAUCCAAGAAGCGACGCCUGCUCCUGUAGAAGCACCAGAGGAGGAGGAGGUGCUACUGCCUGAGGAACCUACAGCUUCAGCAACCACGGUGGAGGAGGUGGUUGAGGAACCGGCAGCAUCAGCCCCAUCGGUGGAGGAGGUGGCUGAGGAACCGGCAGCUUCAGCCCCAAUGGUGGAGGAGGUGGCUGAGGAACCGGCAGCGGUUGUGGAGGAGGUGGCUGAGGAGGAACCGGCAGCUUCAGCCCCAAUGGUGGAGGAGGUGGCUGAGGAGGAACCGGCAGCUUUAGCCCCAAUGGUGGAGGAGGUGGCUGAGGAACCGGCAGCAGUUGUGGAGGAGGUGAGUGAAGUUGAAUUUGAGGAAGCUGCUCCAGAAGAGGACGUCUCCUCCCCAGAACCCUCACCUGAAGAUGCGGCUCCAGCUGAGGAAGAAGCUGUACCAAGUGAGGAGGCCACCACUGCAGAAGCUGCCCCAGAGGAGGAGACAGCGCCUGCUGCUGAGACACCAGUGGAGGAGGAGGAGGCAGCAGCAGCAGCAGAGGAGACGAUGGAAUCUGAGGAGGACACAGCAGCAGUGGUGGACACCAGUCAGCUGGCAGUAGCUUCCUCCGGGUCGGACCUGGAGGUCCUUCCUGCUGCUGAAGCUGAGUCUACAGUCAGUCCAGAGGCUGCAGAGCCAGAGGCAGAGCACUGCCACUCCUACCACUCCGCUCCUUCCGAAGCGGAGGAGGUGGCGCCACCUGCUGCUUCGGGAGAGCAGCUGUCCAGUGAGGAAGCUGUGGAUUUUACACAUGACGUAAAGGAAGAAGUGUCCCUGGUGGAAGGACAAGAACCAAAGGGGUCUUUCUGGACUGUAAAAAGCUGCUCAGUGAUGUAAUAGUACAGUUAAAAGCAACAGAGACUAUGUUGGUGGUGGCAGCCCAGUCAUGACAGACAGACGCGUGCCUUCCACAACACUCGAGCCAGGACCACUGAUGGAAACAGGAGCUGAGCAAACAAUGGUUUAACUAGCUAAGGUGUCCUCUAUGAAAUGUUAUCAGAAGUAUUUGUAUUAUGUUACCCAUCUGUUUCUGAUCAUAUUAGCAUUUGGGGAGUUAUUCCCUUUAUGUCCAUUAGGGGCCCCUGUUGCAAAGCUUUUAAUGCUAGUUAAAUGGAGACUUUUCUUUUUAGAAGGAAGUGGAUUGGAAGGGGGUUAUUGUAAAUGUAUUGUAAUCUACCUAACACUUUCUUCAAACUGCACCAUGAGAUUUAAAACACCCAUGUGUUUUCUUCAAGCUGAUAUAAUAGCCAUAAGAUACACAUUUUUGUCCUAGUGCAAAUGUAUCUUGAACUAUCUUAAGUAUUGUCAUGCAGUCCUAGAAGAACACUUGAAAAUAUACCUGCAAUACAUAAGGCACCAAUGCUGAUAUUUACUUUUUAAGUUGUAGUAAAACCAUACGUUGGUGUGUAUAUAAAAUAUGUAUAUUGAAGAUAUUGGUGUCAAUCGUUUACCUUCAACAGCAAUACAUGUGUAAUAUAUAAAGAUCCAAAUUGAUUUUGUACCAUUUAACUUAAUAAUGUUAAAA
This is a messenger RNA of Notothenia coriiceps (black rockcod), 2717 nucleotides long. Its product is annotated as fibrous sheath CABYR-binding protein-like. Lineage: Eukaryota; Metazoa; Chordata; Actinopteri; Perciformes; Nototheniidae. Bases 128 to 2029 code for a protein of 633 amino acids. The transcript has 8 exons. The record is from RefSeq and is a predicted model, not a curated record.